GUUGCAAAGUUGCAAUAGCGAAGAAGAGUUUCUUUUCGUUUCUUUUCUCUCUCUCUGUUUCUCUUCACUUUUCUCGGAUUAUUUCUCUCUCUCUCUCCCUCUCUCUCUCAAUAACUCAGAAACUCAUCUCCAUUGUUUCUACUUUUCAAUACAAAAAAUCAUUCACGCUUCAAAAGAGCUUCAUUCUGACAAGGUAUGUUUGGUGUGACAAAUGAUAGUGUUUGGUACGAAAAGUUGAACAAUCGGAUCUAGUGGCUUUAAAGAAAGCUUUUGGUUUUCUCCGACCUUUAAGCUUUGUAACUCUGUGUGAAAUCAGAGAUCUAGGCUUCUUAAUUGGUUGACUUGUGCAACAGCAUCUUGGUUUAUUUUGAAUUGGGUUUGAAAUUUGAAUAGAGAAAAUGCAGAGGCCUCCGCCGGACGAUUUUCUGUUGAAAGAGACCAAACCUCAUCUUGGAGGUGGAAAGAUCUCUGGUGAUAAACUAACCAGCACCUAUGAUCUUGUUGAGCAAAUGCAAUACCUUUAUGUGAGGGUUGUUAAGGCUAAGGAAUUACCUUCAAAGGAUGUCACCGGAAGUUGCGAUCCUUAUGCCGAAGUUAAGCUCGGGAACUAUAAAGGAACUACCCGGCAUUUCGAGAAGAAAACCAAUCCUGAAUGGAAUCAGAUUUUCGCUUUCUCAAAGGACCGGCUUCAGGCAUCGGUGUUGGAGGUUACUGUGAAAGAUAAGGAUAUGGUGAAGGAUGAUUUCAUCGGUCGUGUGUGGUUUGAUUUGAAUGAGGUUCCGAAACGGGUGCCUCCGGAUAGCCCGUUGGCACCACAGUGGUAUAGGUUGGAGGAUAGGAAAGGCGAUAAGGCUAAGGGAGAGCUAAUGCUGGCUGUUUGGAUGGGUACACAGGCUGAUGAAGCGUUUCCAGAAGCUUGGCACUCGGAUGCCGCAUCUGUUAGUGGGGCUGAUGCUGUUGCAAAUAUUAGAUCGAAAGUUUAUUUGUCUCCUAAGCUUUGGUACUUGAGGGUCAAUGUGAUAGAGGCGCAAGAUCUGCAACCAACUGAUAAGGGACGAUAUCCAGAAGUUUUUGUGAAGGCUAUUUUGGGGAAUCAGGCUUUGAGGACUAGAAUCUCGCAGAGCAGGAGUAUCAAUCCGUUGUGGAAUGAGGAUUUGAUGUUUGUGGCAGCCGAACCAUUUGAGGAGCCAUUGAUUUUGAGCGUGGAAGACAGAGUUGCUCCUAACAAAGACGAAGUGUUGGGGAGGUGUGCUAUUCCUUUGCAGUUUGUCGAUAGGAGACUUGAUCACAAACCUGUUAAUACUAGGUGGUUUAAUCUUGAAAAGCACAUUGUUGUAGAAGGGGAGAAGAAGAAAGAAAUCAAAUUUGCGAGUAGGAUUCACAUGAGGGUUUGUCUAGAAGGUGGCUAUCAUGUUUUGGAUGAAUCGACUCACUACAGCAGCGAUCUUCGCCCGACAGCGAAACAGCUUUGGAAAUCUGGAAUUGGUGUUCUUGAGGUUGGGAUAUUGAACGCCCACGGUUUGAUGCCGAUGAAAAAUAUAAAUGGGAGGGGGACAACAGAUGCUUAUUGUGUAGCUAAAUACGGGCAAAAGUGGGUCCGAACAAGGACUAUUAUCGAUAGCUUUAUGCCAAGGUGGAAUGAGCAAUAUACUUGGGAGGUUUUCGAUCCUUGCACUGUCAUUACAAUCGGUGUAUUCGAUAAUUGUCAUUUGCAUAGUCCUGACAAAACUGGAGGGGCAAAAGAUGCAAGAAUUGGUAAGGUGAGGAUUCGUCUUUCGACCCUUGAGACUGAUCGUGUGUAUACGCAUUCCUAUCCGCUUCUAGUUCUUCACAACAGUGGGGUGAAGAAAACGGGCGAAAUUCAAUUGGCUGUGAGGUUCACUUGUUCUUCUUUGCUCAAUAUGAUGCACAUGUAUUCACAACCUUUGUUGCCAAAGAGGCACUACAUACACCCAUUGACGGUUAGCCAGCUCGACAGUUUGAGGCAUCAAGCUACUCAGAUAGUUUCAAUGAGGCUGAGUCGUGCCGAGCCACCACUGAGAAAGGAGGUGGUCGAGUAUAUGCUUGAUGUCGGUUCUCACAUGUGGAGUAUGAGAAGAAGCAAAGCUAACUUCUUCAGGAUCAUGGGAGUAUUGAGUGCAUUAAUUGCUGUAGGAAAAUGGUUUGAUUCGAUUUGUAAUUGGAAAAAUCCAAUUACAACAGUGCUGAUUCACUUCUUGUUCGUAAUAUUAGUCAUGUAUCCGGAGCUUAUCUUACCAACGGUUUUCCUUUACCUCUUCCUGAUUGGAAUUUGGCACUAUAGAUGGAGACCAAGACACCCUCCUCACAUGGAUACUCGACUCUCUCACGCGGAUUCGUCUCAUCCGGACGAACUCGAUGAAGAAUUCGACACAUUCCCGACCUCGCGGCCUUCUGACAUUGUGCGGAUGCGAUACGAUCGGCUUAGAAGCAUUGCUGGCAGGAUACAGACUGUGGUUGGAGACUUGGCCACUCAAGGGGAAAGGCUGCAGUCUUUGCUUAGCUGGCGCGACCCGAGAGCGACAGCUCUCUUUGUGAUUUUCUGUCUGGUUGUUGCUACUGUACUUUAUGUAACUCCAUUCCAAAUGGUGGCAAUCUUGACUGGAAUUUAUGUGUUGAGACAUCCGAGGUUCCGUCAUAAGCUUCCGUCCGUGCCGCUUAAUUUCUUCCGGAGGCUGCCUGCCAGAACUGACUGCAUGCUUUGAAUCCUUAGCAAAGGAAAGUGCAGACUUUGGAGAUUUACUGUUCAGCUCCAGAUUUUGAUUUCUGGUUUGGUGCAUUACCUUCUUUUAGAUUUUAUGGAUUUAUUUAUUUUCCAUCAUUAUGUAAUAGGAAUUUAUAUUUCGAACUUCAUAGUAUAAGUAGUGUCUGGUUAAUAUGUAAUUUUGUAGGUUUGAGCUGAAAUUAACUUCUGCUGAAUUACUUUCAUGCUUAAUUUGAUCUAGUAGUUUUUCUCGAUAGGGAAUUAAUUUGAAUUGUAAUGGUGGUGGUGGUGGUAAUUUCUGUUUCUUAUAUUUUAUUAA
Molecule: messenger RNA, 3041 nt
Organism: Cicer arietinum (chickpea)
Lineage: Eukaryota; Viridiplantae; Streptophyta; Magnoliopsida; Fabales; Fabaceae
Product: FT-interacting protein 3
Source: RefSeq, a predicted model, not a curated record